Thalassophryne amazonica is the source of this 2082-nucleotide messenger RNA. RefSeq names its product metallophosphoesterase 1 (gene mppe1). The transcript is spliced from 9 exons. Lineage: Eukaryota; Metazoa; Chordata; Actinopteri; Batrachoidiformes; Batrachoididae. Gene Ontology annotation, molecular function: phosphoric diester hydrolase activity. The record is from RefSeq and is a predicted model, not a curated record. Gene Ontology annotation, cellular component: endoplasmic reticulum-Golgi intermediate compartment. Gene Ontology annotation, biological process: GPI anchor biosynthetic process; endoplasmic reticulum to Golgi vesicle-mediated transport. The coding region runs from base 181 to 1365 and encodes 394 amino acids.
GGCAUUUUUAGUUUUUAUUUGUUUCUUUUAAAUUGAGCGGAGCGAAGAAGCGGCUGUUGCCAUGAGCACCAUCCGGCCGCGGAGCUGAGCCUCGGCGCUGGAAGAGGAGAAGAUGCCUCAUGGAGCGCUCCAUCACCAGUGCGCCACUUCAGGGCAUCCGGAGCGCCGAAUAACAAAGACAUGCCGCCGUGUAGCGCCAGAUGGACGGUCGCGAUGCUGCUGCUCGUGGUGGUGAGCGGAGCUUUCUUCUUCUGCGAGUAUCUCAUCUACUUCCCGACCAUCCUGAAGUGCGCCUGGCCGACGAUCAGUGCCGCGCGGGCCGACGAGGACACCGACGGCCAGCCGGCGGACGCUGCUGUCCGCGCUAUGGUGCUGUCGGACACGCACCUCCUCGGAGCCGUCGGAGGACACUGGUUCGACAAGCUGCGGAGGGAAUGGCAGAUGGAGAGGGCUUUCCAGACCGCGCUGUGGCUGCUGAGGCCCGAGAUAGUCUUUAUUCUAGGAGACAUCUUCGACGAAGGCAAGUGGAGCUCGCAGAAGCACUGGGAGGACGACGUGCGUCGCUUCCACAGGAUGUUCAGGCAUUCCGCUGACACAGAACUGGUUGUACUGGUUGGCAAUCACGACAUUGGUUUCCAUUAUGAGAUGGACUGGUUCAAACUACAACGCUUUGAAAAGGUUUUCAACGCCUCAUCCACCAGGAUCAUCUCCACAAAUGGAGUCAACUUUUUGCUGGUGAACAGCGUGGCCCUUCACGGUGACGGAUGUCCCAUAUGCCAGUCGGUGGAGAAGGAGCUGAUCAAACUCUCCAGAGACCUUAACUGUUCUCUUCAGACGUUACAGUCUGGCAGCGGUGUGACGGACGGCUGUGAGGGUGCACACAUUUAUCCACCCACACCUCCCGUCAUGUUGCAGCACUACCCUCUGUACAGAGUGAGUGACGCCAUCUGCACAGGACAGGAUGCUGUACCGCCUGAAGAGCGACACCUGCUGUUCAGAGAGAAAUAUGACGUGCUGUCCAAGGAGGCCUCUCAGCGGCUGCUGCAGCUAUUUAUGCCCCGCCUCAUUCUGAGUGGACACACCCACAGCGGAUGCGAGGUUCUCCAUGACAACAAGUACCCAGAAAUCAGCGUGCCAUCCUUUAGCUGGAGAAAUCGCAACAACCCCAGCUUCAUCCUGGCGUCGUUCUCGACUAGCAGCUACGCUCUCUCUAAAUGUUUCCUGCCUGAGGAAAGCACAGUCAUCAGCAUUUACUGUUCUGCCGGUGCCUGUCUGCUCUUCCUCUUCCUGGCUCACUGUCUGUGGAUGAAAGGUCUGCUGCAGUGCCUCAGCCUCUGCCUGCUUGGAAAGCACAAGUCUCUGUGAACUACACCACCCAGCAUGCACUGCAGCCUGGAGCCAAGCCAUCAACUGCAGUUGGUAAAUACUUGAUCUGAGGAUUUGUUAUGUCAUUCCUCUUAUAAAGGGCCCAAAAAGUAAAAAAAACAAAAACAAAACAAACUGUAGUUUGAUCUGAUUGCCAAAUGUUUUGAGGUACUGUGAAGAAUAUCCAUCAGAUGAAUCUAUAUUUUAAUCGUCUUUGAAGAAUUUAAAGUUUGUCUGUGUCUGUCUACAGCCUGCGGUAUGGGCCAAAAUGUUGUAAAUCAUCACCAGCGUGUUUUAAAUCAGACAGAAGGAAGUUAUUGAAUUGUGAGGUUCUUGAUGACACAAAUGUAAUUUGCACAGAUUUUAAAAUAUUUUUCCUGCGACUGAAUUAUUUGUACAGCAAAUGGCACAAAUUAUUAGCAGUAAUUUAAAAAAAAAAAAAAAGAUUUUAAAGUAAAUACUGUUUGUCCCAGCUUUGAUAUAGGGUUGUAAAAUCAAAUAUCCAUUUGUGAGUUUUGUUACCAUCGUUCUGAUAUUAACAAUUCUGUCAUUCUGAUCAGCUGUUUCUGUUGUUGAAGUCUGAUCGUACAGCCAGGGUUCUCAUCGUUUUUAUGAGGCUUUAUAUCUGAAUGUAAUUUACUGCCAACUUUAUGUGACAAAUGUUUGUGAGGGUUUUUGCCAAAAUGUCCAGCAUUUCUCAUGAACUGUACACAUUAA